AUGUGGGGCCGAACUCUCUCGACGGCGUUCGCCUUGUUGGCUGUGGUGGUGUCCGCCGGUACCUCUCAGAAUGACCGACAGCUUAAGGCGGAGUGGGGCUUCGGCUCGACCGGGUGCGAGUGCAAGUCCACGCCCCGCCCGUGCCUCUUCAUCCACGGCGAGCGCAACGAAGUGGAGAAGGCCGAGCUGCAGACCAAGUCGGACAGCUUCGGCGACAUGACGGACCACGCGCCGUGCUGCUCGAGCAUCAAGUACGCGUCCCUCGACACUUUGAACGUGCGUUGGACGAACGGGAAGCUGCAGGACAAGGUCUGCAAGCACGCGCUGUCCAUGAGCAACUCGAGCGACGCAACCGCCAUCAAGGACACCAUCAUUGUGACCCACUCAAUGGGCGCCUUGAUGCUCGCGGGCGCGGUCGCCAACGAGAAGUGCAGCAUUGACAACAGCACCACGUGGGUCAGCAUGAGCGCGCCCAUGAACGGCACAAUGGCUUCUAACUAUGUGCAAGACAUUUGCACGGACGACGACACGCAGGCGUUCCGAAAGAUCCUGACGCUGCUGGGCAAGUGCCCCGUUGGCGCUGGCAUGAAGUCCAUUGCGUACAUGGGCGGCAAGUACAGCACGAUGGCGCUGAACGAGGCGUAUGUGGCUGCUCAGGAAGUGUACCGCAAGCACGUGUCGGCCGCCAUGUGCAGCAACGACAACAUCGGCACGGUUUCCAAGUAUCAGCCUGAGUAUCUCUUCCUUGGCGCCAAGAUUGAGCACGGCACUGAUGAACACGACGGCAUCGUGACUUUCGAAAGCUGCCGAGGCGGACUCCCGGCCACGCAGUUCAGCGACAGCUACGAGGACAAGUUCUACGUGUCCAAGUGCAAUCACGCCGACACGGCGUUCCUCAACGGAAACAGCUUCUUCCGCGACGCCAUCAAGCCGGUGAUUUGGUUUGAGUGUCUUCUGUAG
Messenger RNA from Phytophthora sojae, 960 nucleotides. RefSeq lists its product as hypothetical. Lineage: Eukaryota; Oomycota; Peronosporomycetes; Peronosporales; Peronosporaceae. The transcript has a single exon. The record is from RefSeq and is a predicted model, not a curated record. Bases 1 to 960 code for a protein of 319 amino acids.